ACGUAUAGGCAUGAGAGAGAGAAACAAAGUGUCAAACAAGCAAAUGCAUUUCGGUCGCGAUAGUUAUUAAAUUUCAAAUUUUAACAAAAUAUAAGGAAAAUUUCGCUACAAAACUAAAAAAGCUAGAGCCAUGACCACAAAUAGAACGUACCUGAUUGUAGCAAGUUUGUUUCUACUGGCGUUUUGCGUAGAAAAAGGUUUGUCAAUCAAAUGCUGGGAAUGCCGUUCCGACAGUGAUCCAAAAUGUGCGGAUCCGUUUGACAACAGUACUCUAUCAAUUACCGACUGCAAACAGAAUGCUGAGCUAGAGCAUUUACCGGGCGUUAAGGCUACUAUGUGCCGAAAGAUACGACAAAAAGUGAAUGGUGAGUGGCGGUAUUUCCGUAGUUGUGCAUACAUGGGUGAACCGGGCAUUGUUGGAGAUGAACGAUUUUGUUUGAUGAGAACCGGUACGUUUAACAUAUUCAUGGAGUACUGUACGUGCAACAGCAAGGAUGGCUGCAAUUCAGCUGGCCUCACUUCUCCGAAAAUGAUAUUCGUUUACGUUGCCGCACUUUUCAGUGUAGGAUUGAAAUUUCUCAGUCGAGUCUAGCGAAGCUCUUCCAGCAACAUAAAAUGCACCAAAAUUUCCAUUUACCGUAAA
Messenger RNA from Bradysia coprophila, 643 nucleotides. It is a transcript of the gene crok, whose product is annotated as crooked. NCBI's taxonomy places the organism in Eukaryota, Metazoa, Arthropoda, Insecta, Diptera, Sciaridae. The record is from RefSeq and is a predicted model, not a curated record. Gene Ontology annotation, biological process: regulation of synaptic transmission, cholinergic; positive regulation of voltage-gated potassium channel activity; sleep.